Myodes glareolus (Bank vole) is the source of this 11118-nucleotide messenger RNA. The record is from RefSeq and is a predicted model, not a curated record. Lineage: Eukaryota; Metazoa; Chordata; Mammalia; Rodentia; Cricetidae.
CUUCGCCUGGGUCGCCGGCGGACGCGCGCAGCAGUCCGAGCCUCAGACGCGCGGGAGCGAGGGACCGCGCAGGGACAGCCGGACUGGGGCAGCUGGAGGCGACAGCUUCUGAAACACGCACGACAGCUGCGCUUCGGGGUCUUGGGCAGUAACGCCCCGGCGGGACGGUGGGCGCGGCGCGAAAACGGAUUUUGGUGACAUUCUCCAGUGACAUCCAGUACCUCUGCCUGCUGAAGGCUUUGAUCAAGACUACUCUCAGCUGCUGACAUCAUCCUGAGCAAAGGAGGGCGUAGAAAUCAGGGGCGCCUUGGGAGGCUCCUGACCAGUGAAUCUCCUGAAGAUUGUUGGGGAGACAUCUCACUCUUCUCUCAACAUCAGAAUCAGGAGGAAGCUUCUGUGCUCUCCCUUUGUUGGCUGCACUUUUUUCUACUUCGUCAAGGACACAGCCUAGCAAUGCUAAGACAACCUUUGGCUUAAAGAAUUAAAAAGAAAUUUUACAUCAUCAAGUAAGAAGACUUCCCUCAAAGAAGACCUUUGAGGAAAUAACUGAUCAACACUUUUGAGGAGAGCGAGCAGAGGACAGCCUGGAACCCAGAGUUCAGCUGGCUCUGACGUUGCAGUAUAGUUCCCUGCAUGAGAAAUUAUUUGAGCGUUGCCCGCAACUCUUCUGUGAGAGAAGCAAAGGAAAUUCCGUGUGUGGAUCUCAGCAGGAGAAGAGCUGAUGCAGCUUCAAAUAAUGCCGAAAAAGAAGCACCUCUCUGCAGGCAGAGUGUCCCUGAUUCUCCUCCUGUGCCAGAUGAUUAGUGCCCUGGAUGUGCCCCUUGAUCCAAAGCUUCUUGACGACUUGGUACAACCUCCAACCAUCACUCAACAGUCACCGAAGGACUACAUUAUUGACCCUCGGGAGAACAUUGUAAUCCAGUGUGAGGCUAAAGGGAAACCUCCUCCAAGCUUCUCCUGGACUCGCAAUGGAACUCAUUUUGACAUCGACAAAGACCCUCUGGUCACCAUGAAGCCUGGCUCAGGCACACUCAUCAUCAACAUCAUCACUGAAGGGAAAGCAGAGACCUAUGAAGGCGUCUACCAGUGCACAGCAAGGAACGAGCGUGGUGCUGCCGUCUCUAAUAACAUUGUCGUCCGCCCAUCCAGGUCGCCCUUGUGGACCAAAGAAAGACUUGAACCAAUCACACUUCGAAAUGGUCAGUCAUUGGUACUUCCCUGUAGACCUCCAAUUGGAUUACCACCAGCCAUAAUAUUUUGGAUGGAUAACUCCUUCCAAAGACUUCCGCAGAGUGAGCGGGUUUCCCAAGGCCUGAAUGGAGACCUUUACUUCUCCAAUGUCCUCCCAGAAGACACCCGUGAAGACUAUAUCUGCUAUGCCAGAUUUAAUCACACUCAAACCAUACAACAGAAGCAGCCUAUUUCUCUGAAGGUGAUUUCAGUGGAUGAAUUGAAUGACACUAUAGCUGCUAAUUUGAGUGACACUGAGUUUUAUGGUGCCAAGCCUAGUAAAGAAAGGCCACCAACAUUUCUAACUCCAGAGGGCAACGAAAGCCUCAAAGAGGAGCUAAGAGGAAAUGCGCUUUCUCUGGAAUGCAUCGCAGAGGGCCUGCCUACGCCAAUCAUUUACUGGAUUAAAGAAGAUGGAACACUUCCUGUCAACCGGACGUUCUAUCGGAACUUUAAGAAAACCUUGCAGAUCACUCAGGUUACAGAAGCAGAUUCUGGAAAUUACCAAUGCAUAGCAAAAAACCCAUUAGGAGCCGUGCAUCACACCAUCGCGGUCACAGUUAAAGCGGCUCCAUACUGGAUUGCAGCUCCUCAAAACCUCGUCCUAUCCCCUGGAGAGAACGGCACCCUCAUCUGCAGAGCUAAUGGCAACCCCAAGCCCAGAAUUGCCUGGUUAACAAAUGGAGUCCCAAUAGAAAUUGCUCCUGAUGAUCCCAGCAGAAAAAUAGAUGGUGAUACUAUUAUUUUUUCAAAUGUUCAAGAAAGAUUGAGUGCGGUUUAUCAGUGCAAUGCCUCUAAUGAAUAUGGAUAUUUGCUAGCAAAUGCAUUUGUAAAUGUGCUUGCUGAACCACCUCGAAUUCUCACAUCUGCAAACAUACUGUACCAGGUCAUCGCAAACAGACCUGCUUUCUUAGACUGUGCCUUCUUUGGGUCUCCUCUGCCUACCAUUGAGUGGUUUAAAGGAACCAAAGGAAGCGCCCUUCACGAAGACAUUUAUGUUUUACAUGAUAAUGGAACAUUAGAAAUUCCUGUGGCCCAAAAGGAUAGUAUGGGGACGUAUACUUGUGUGGCAAGAAACAAAUUAGGGAUGGCAAAGAACGAAGUUCACUUGGAAAUCAAAGAUCCAACCAGGAUCAUUAAGCAACCCGAACAUGCGGUUGUGCAGAGGGGGAGCAAAGUGUCCUUUGAAUGCAAAGUGAAACACGACCAUACCUUAAUCCCCACCAUCAUGUGGUUGAAGGACCAUGGAGAGCUGCCCAAUGAGGAAAGAUUCUCCGUAGACAAGGAUCAUCUGGUGGUAACUGAUGUCAGUGACAAUGAUGGCGGGACCUACACGUGCGCGGCCAACACGACACUGGACAGCGUCUCUGCCAGCGCUGUGCUGAGGGUUGUCGCUCCUACUCCAACUCCAGCCCCCAUUUACGAUGUACCGAAUCCUCCCUUUGAUUUAGAAUUGACCAAUCAACUUGACAAAAGCGUUCAGCUGACAUGGACCCCAGGCGAUGACAACAAUAGCCCCAUUACAAAAUUCAUCAUUGAAUAUGAAGAUACAAUGCAUGAAGCAGGGGUAUGGCAUCACCAGGCUGAAGUUUCUGGAACACAGACCACAGCGCAAUUGAAGCUGUCUCCAUACGUGAACUACUCCUUCCGAGUCAUGGCAGAGAACAACAUUGGGAGGAGUGUGCCCAGCGAGGCAUCGGAGCAAUACCUGACCAAGGCUGCCGAACCAGAUCAAAAUCCCGUGGCAGUGGAAGGACUAGGAACAGAGCCCGACAAUUUGGUAAUUACAUGGAAGCCCUUGAAUGGUUUUGAAUCGAAUGGGCCCGGCCUCCAGUACAAAGUGAGCUGGCGUCAGAAAGAUGGUGAUGACGAAUGGACCUCUGUGGUGGUGGCCAAUGUAUCCAAAUACAUUGUCUCUGGCACACCAACCUUUGUCCCAUACCUGAUCAAAGUUCAAGCCCUGAACGACGUGGGGUUUGCUCCAGAGCCAGCUGCAGUCAUGGGCCAUUCUGGAGAAGAUCUUCCAAUGGUGGCUCCUGGGAACGUGCGUGUCAAUGUGGUGAACAGUACCUUGGCAGAGGUGCACUGGGACCCAGUACCUCUGAAGAGUGUCCGAGGACACUUACAAGGCUACCGGAUCUACUACUGGAAGGUUCAGAACUCGUCCAAAAGAAACAGACGCCACAUUGAGAAGAAGAUCCUCACCUUCCAGGGCAGCAAGACUCACGGCAUGCUGCCAGGGUUGCAACCGUACAGUCACUAUGUUCUCAAUGUCCGAGUGGUCAACGGGAAAGGGGAGGGCCCAGCCAGCAGCGACAGAGGCUUCCAUACUCCAGAGGGAGUCCCCAGUGCUCCCUCCUCUCUGAAAAUUGUCAAUCCUACCCUGGACUCUCUCACUUUGGAAUGGGACCCGCCAAGUCACCCCAAUGGCAUCCUGACUGAGUACACCUUAAAAUACCAGCCAAUUAACAGCACACAUGAACUCGGCCCCCUGGUAGACUUAAAAAUUCCUGCCAACAAGACGCGCUGGACUUUAAAAAAUUUAAAUUUCAGCACUCGGUACAAGUUUUAUUUCUAUGCACAAACAUCAGUGGGAUCAGGCAGUCAGAUUACAGAGGAAGCAAUAACGACUGUGGACGAAGGUAAGAUGGCUGGUAUUCUUCCACCUGAUGUAGGUGCAGGCAAAGUUCGAGCAGUAAACCCCAGGAUCAGCAAUCUCACUGCCGCAGCCGCUGAGACGUAUGCCAAUAUCAGUUGGGAAUAUGAGGGACCAGAGCAUGUGAAGUUUUAUGUUGAAUAUGGUGUGGCAGGCAGCAAAGAAGAAUGGAGGAAGGAACUUGUAAAUGGUUCUCGAAGCUUCUUUGGGUUAAAGGGUCUCAUGCCAGGAACAGCAUACAAAGUUCGAGUUGGUGCUGAGGGGGACUCUGGUUUUGUGAGUUCAGAGGAUGUGUUUGAGACAGGCCCAGCGAUGGCAAGCCGGCAAGUGGAUAUUGCGACCCAGGGCUGGUUCAUAGGUCUAAUGUGUGCCGUCGCCCUCCUCAUCUUAAUCUUGCUGAUUGUUUGCUUCGUCAGAAGAAACAAGGGUGGUAAAUAUCCAGUUAAAGAGAAGGAGGAUGCUCAUGCAGACCCUGAAAUCCAGCCCAUGAAGGAAGAUGACGGAACAUUUGGAGAGUACAGGUCUUUUGAAAGCGAUGCAGAAGAUCACAAGCCUUUGAAGAAAGGAAGCCGAACACCUUCAGACAGGACUGUGAAAAAAGAAGAUAGUGACGACAGCCUGGUGGACUACGGAGAGGGGGUGAAUGGCCAGUUCAAUGAGGAUGGCUCCUUUAUUGGACAAUACAGUGGUAAGAAAGAGAAAGAACCAGCCGAGGGAAACGAGAGCUCAGAGGCCCCUUCACCUGUCAACGCCAUGAACUCCUUUGUUUAAGUCUUUACGCUCUACGGCAGUGUCCCAUUUCUCUGGACUGUCUUUCCUGAGCUCCUCUCACCCCUCUCAGCCUAUGGACUUGUGGGUAGAAAGGAUGUUUUCUGCUGUCUGUGAGUAUUAUGAGAGCAAAGCAAGAACACAACCCAGUCACGUGAUAAUGUGAACUGGGGUGCAACGUGCAUACUUUUCGUUGUUCAGAGUGGGUUUUUCUCGAUUUCCUUGGAACUGAUUAAAAAACAAUCCAACACCAUCCACAGCUCACAUCAUUCCCCGUGUGGGAUACAGCUCAAUCAGCUGCAUGCAACAUACCGCACAGAGGACACCCCGCGGAUGUGCUGGCGACAUGGUCAGGUACUUAGUGACACUAUCCUCAGCUGAACCCUAAAUAUGAAUUCCGUUGUUGUUGUGGAGAGUGUUCCUGUAGCGUUCUCUAGAGCUCCAAUGUCUCUGUGGGCAUUGUUGUGAAACUCGUGACUAUGUCUAGCUGUUGUUAGUCUUUUCGGGAGACUGUUAGGAACAGUGUGUACAGUAUAUACUUGCUACGUGAAUUAAUUAUGACAGACACAUCUGCUAAUGCUCACCAAGGCUCCGUUACCUGUUCUUUGCUCCUGUUACUUCCUAGGGUUCUUAACCUUCCAGGUUACAGUGGCAGUGUCCCACUUCUUACACGCUCUGUGUCUAGUCGUUUGGGGGGGACAUAAACAUGACAUUUUGUGAUCCCUUCUGGCAUUUGUGCCAUACUGAAAGAAAUGAAGACAAAACUCUCAUGUUAGAUUUCAGAUCUUAGUCUAGAAAAUGCAGGGCAAGCCACGUGCAGUGCCUUCAGACCCUCAGCGUCUCCUGACGCCUGCACUCUAGAUUGGUCAAUCUGAGCAGCUCCAUCCUGGGCGACUGCUGUUGGUAGGGAGGAACUUUAAAAAGGCAUUGACAAUGAGAACUGAAAUGCUGGAAAGCUUGGAAAGUAAAAACAAGUCAUUUGAAGGGACUUUCCCCUAUAAAUAUCAAAAGCCAAGAAAGCUUUGUCAUCAGCUGGAGAACGUGAUGGGCCUGUGGUCUUUUGUUGUUUCUAGCCAAACAAGCUAUUAUUGAGAAAGAAAAAUGUACAGUUGGAAAUGGAUGGAAAAACACAUGAUUCUAGAGCUAAAAACACACAACAGCAUGUGAACAGAGAUACCAGUAUACCUGUAUGAGCUUCCAAACUCUGCAGCAUCCAACAAUGUAUGUGCAAACUGCAACAGGCACACUCCAGAAUCUGCACAAUCUGGCAAGCGCUUAAUUAGGCCAGCAGUCAAAGAGAUUACAGCUGCAGUCUAAAGAAUAAACACAUUUAUCCUACCAUAGUCAUAAACGGUGUGUAUGAAAUGACUUACCUCCAAUAUAAAAAUCUAUGACAACCUAUGGUUGAAGGAAUGCUCAAAUUCACUUGCCAAUAAAUUGGUUUCUCAUAACUUGCAUCAAGUUUAAUUUUAAGUAAAGCUUUCUCUAUGUAGAUAUUCUGUUGAAUUUGUAAAUAUAUGGAAAGUGUAGAUGCUAUACUCUUAGAGGUGUUACGUGCAAAUAAACUCGCAAGCAAUGUUUAUGUUCUGCUGUGUGAGACGCAAGCUCAUUAAUUAAUGCAGUGCAAGUGUCUGAAAACAGCAAAUGCCUACUUUGGGUUUUUCUCCCUCUUCUUUUUGCUGUGGAACUGAAAUUGUGAGCUAUUUUAUCCACUGUGUCAGCUAGUUUCUGACCGAGAUCCUCAGCAUUUUGCCGAUGGAGUACAGUAGAAUUUGUUACCUGGCGUCUUUGAUGUAUACAGGUAAAACUUGCUUUAAAGUGAUCCCUAAAUGAAGUGGCCCUAAAUACUAUCGUGGCUUCACAUUUACUAUCUCCAAACCAGCCUAUCAAUGGGAAAUACAAAAAUUAAGACAGGCUUGCUUAGACACCAGAAAGCACAGAGACUAAAGUUACUUCAGUGUUUUCAGAGAAAAAUAAAUACAUGUGUAGUUUCUGUUCUUCCAGCUGGAGAUGCUAAAUGUCUCUAUGCAUGAAGUCACUUCUGCAGAUCAUUACAGACUUGUAUUCAAAAUUAAAUGUGGUUUUAACAUCCCUCCCUCUUUUGAACUCUGUCGUGUUCCCAGUGGAGUGGGAGUGACCAGGUGUAACUGGUGAUCAACUGUGCACAGAGCAUGAACCUGUGACCAGAUUGCCGUCCGAAAGUGACUAACAUUGAGUUUUAGCUCCUUCAAACCUGUAUUUUCAAAGGUUUUGAAGAAAUUUUGACUUUUUUGCUUUAUUUUUUAAAGGCCUAGGACAUUAUCAUAAAACUAAGUAUAAAAAUUAAUAAAACAGCACAAUCCAGACUUUUUAAUGAAAAGUUAGGGGCUAAGCAAAAAGAGAUAGCUCCAGUCUUUUGAGAAAAGGAAAUGAAAUAACAUUGUUUUCUUUCUUAAAAAGCCCAAUUGCUGGUGCCCAGUCAGGGAUGACCAGCCCAUUCCACCAGCUCAGACCUCCUCCUGCCUCAAGCACAAUUUGUAUUUCUUAACAUGGUUGCUUGGUGAGAGAGUUUGAACACUAAUACAUAUUACAAAUAUGUCAUCCACUUUUCUCUUGCUCUCUUCCUUCUUCUGUCUUCGAGCCGUAUAGGUGUGUGAAUAGCCCAAACUUAGCAAUUACCAACAGUCCAUUACCUGCCCUCGUCCCAGGCCCCUGGUCCCAGCACUACACUCAGGAGACUCGCCUUGCCCUUUUGGUUGUUUCGAUAGCCCAGAGCUAUCUAAUAGAGCUCAGAAUUCCUCCUAGAGAAGCCAUGUUCAUGGCUCGCUCAGAUCCUCCUUUCUCCUCUUCACUGUGCGCCAGAUUAACAGACUUUAGGCGCACCUGCACUCUGCACCAUGUUCACGGUUCUGUGGCAACAGGGGCUGUAAAAGAAUAAGCAUAGCUUCAGAAAGAUUUGAUAGUUAUAAAGCGGUAUAAACCAUUUUGUUCCGGUGGUUUUAACGACUUUUGAGAUGAGGGGAGUCAGGGAACUCAGGGAUUCUCAUCUACGGAAUGCAUUGCUCCCGCUCGAGACGUUUCUACUGCUGACCACCAGAGGGCGCGCCGUGUUUUAUUCUGCGCAAAGAAAGCCAGAGAAAGCCGCCUAGGGAUACCGUCCCAAUCAGUUUGGAUAAUCAAAGGCCGACCUGAGGGAGCAGAAAAUGAUCACCUGCUGCAACGAAGGACACGGGGCUGCAGCUCUCCCUAGUGAGCUCACGCUUUCCAGAGAGGAAGCAUGAGGUUUGUGAGCCUUUUGCAUACUUUUUCUCUUGAUUGGGCUUCAGCCUGGGAGGUUCAGGGGAGGAGUUGCCCUGGAGUUCACUGGCCAGGUUUGUCAGGUGCCUGUGUGAGAUGAUGAGAUAGGAGUCCUUAAAACGGCAUCAACCCCUUUCUUCAAAGACACUAAUUUUGUCUGGCACCAAUGGUUUGGUGUUUGUUAUUGAACAGAACACACACAAAAGCAGUUUAAAUACCACCCACAGCUCUUAAGAUUCACUUAAGAGAAGGAGAGGGAGAGCAGAGAACGUUACUGCAGUAUCCGUUCUGAUUAGUGGCUCCGUGGGGUGGAAAGAUCAGUGGCCCAGAGAGAAGGAUUUGUACCAACUGGGCCAUCUGCCAGCGUUACGGCCCUGCACCAACCCCUCCUCUAACCAUUUAGAUAAUGGUUUCCUCAGGUAGACAAUGCUGGCGCAGAGGAUGUCUAGUCUAAUACGCCUUUCCACUCCAAUCCUGUGGGUCCUAGGAACAAAAGAAUAAUCUGAGCACCGGCUAAAGCCGGGAUGAAACUCAGGCAAAACCGGGGCUGAGUCCUGCUCCGCUGUCGCCUGGAGCCCAGUGUGCGCGGACAGGGACAACAGAGGAUCACCUGGAUGGGUGCAAGUCCACACUCAGGAAAGAGCUCAGAAUGGAAAGCAGUCUGAACACGGCGGUCGGGAAAGAGGCCCCGCGGAAUGAAAUGUGAACGGAAAGGUGAAAGGCAAGGACAAGCCAUAGAAAAGUCAGGGGACAAAGCUGGCCACAGUAAGGCCAGCAUGCCUGCCUAGAUGCAGAGGCCAGUCUAGCUGGGCCUGAGGACCCUGUGCCAAGCCUAUUUAGUAUCAGUGAAGAAACAAAGGAAGGUCAGGAGCGAACAAAAGGAUCAAGGAACUCCUCAGAUUAAGGGCAGCGGUGUAAGCCAUGGGGCCCAGAGCAAAUUGCUAAGGAAGAACAUGAACUAGGGGCUGAGGGUGGCGCACCAUCCAGAAACUCUCAAUGUAGCCAACAGGAGGGGGAGAAAGGACCUCCCUGGAAAUCCUGCUUGUCUCUGCAAAGCAGGGACGGUGUUCAGUUGGAAGCAAGGGAAAGGCCACUGCAAGAAUGAAAGUGGGGUGUUUCUACCUGGGUCUGGACAACUCCUCCCUGACAGAUGCCAGCCACCAGUCACCCCUGCCCCUGCUUUUCUGGCUAUCCACUGACUUUAAACAGCUCAAGUGUUGGAAACAAACAGACUUCCGCAUUAGCCUUAAUCCCACACCCUUCAGUUAUCAGUUCUCCUCUGCUUCAUGUCCAGAUGGUUGAACUGCUAUCAGGAAACUUAUAAGGGGCUAAUCGCAGACGCCAGUAUGGACCAGACAGUCCAUCCCUUGUUCUUUCCAUGGCCGUAAACUAUCCCCAGUCCCACUCAGUGUGUCCUGUAGACCACGUCCUUCUUCAGCUCUUAAGUGUGUGCCUCGUUAUCUCAUUGAGUGGCCCAACAAGAAAGAGGAUUGUUUUCAUUGGCGGUUAUCAGCUGAUUCACAGAAAUCACCGGGCAGUUUUUAAAGCCCAGUGCCUGUUUGACAUCCACAGUGGAUGUUCACUGUUUUCAGGACCUGAUCUGUACCUCGCCUUCACUAGGAAAGGGUCCCCAGGUGAUUCUUAUGUGCAGCCAGUGUGAAAACUGAUGAUGACCGUCUUAUACUUUGCUACUGUAUAAGUAGUCACAGAACGGUAUUUCAAAUAGAGUCCUCAACACAGCCCAAUGGUGGAGCUCAAAUUCUCUCAUAUGCCCCACAUAAAAUGAAUCUAGAGAGCCUUGUAGAAUGCUCACACAUUGGUGGUGGGAAUACAAAACGGCGCGGCCACUCUGGAAAAGUGUUUAUCAGUUUCUUUAAAUAUUGAAUAUAAAUUUACCAUGUGGCCACAAUGCAACUCAUAAAUCUAGACUCAAGAGAAAUGAAAAUCUACAUCUAGCCAUGGGCGUGCAUAUACGUGCUCACUAAGUAUCAAUCAUAACUGCUAGGAAACAAGCCCAGCGGCCAUGAGCGGAUGAACACCUGAACAAAAUGAGUAUAUCUCAUGAAUAGAGGUAUGGCUACCUGGUCAGAUGAAACACUACCCGGCGUGCUCUAUAAAGGGCUGUUGAACACAAUGGGAGGAAUCUCUAAGAACAUCGCAUUUUAAAUGCCAAGCACAAAGCCCACUAUUCUCUUUUACUUGAACUGUCCAGAAAGGCAAAUGUGUGAAAACAGGAGGUCGAUUGCUAUCUGAGGCUGGGGGAGGUGGAGACAAGGAUUUACUUCAACUCGGUGUGAGGGCUCUUCCUGAAGUACUAAAAUGUCUUGAGUUUUAUAGUUAAAACAACUGAAUUAUGGUAUCACCGACACCUCAAUAAAGCUUAUGUUUGUCUGAAUGGUAAAUAGAGUUGUGUAUAAGUGAGGCUUGAGAUGAGUACAGGCUCACACCAGGGUCACAUAAUCUCUUGUUCUUCAAGGAUGCUACAAGGCCAUCAACGCCAGGUGUUCCCCAGAAUGGCAGCAUCAGUUGUUAGAAUCGCAUUCUUGGCCUGCCCCCCAUCAGUCGAUUCAGGAACUCUGCAGGCAUAAACUUGCAUCUGACCUUCUAAAAAUCCCUCUGAUUCUGAAACACACUAGCUUGUGUGGAACAUGGCGCUCAGCCUCUCUCCUGUCUCAUCUGCAGGAAUGGGAAAGACUUAGCUUUGAGGUUAAAGAAAGGGACCAGUAGUUUUCAUAAUAGAAAAGAAUCUUCAAGUAGUCAUUCGAGUGCCCAUGAUAGGUAAGUGGUUAAACAAAUGUUUGAGCUGUGCCCCAUGUUCAGACCACCAGCCAUCAGUGGACACAAGUAUUUCACGCCACUAAGGGGAAAGAACCGAACACAGAGCGCUUGCUCAUAUGGAACAUUGGAGCAGAUAAAACUUUCCUCCAAGGACAGGAAGCAGGCUGUGGCUGCUAGGGAUUGGAGUUUGCAGAGGGAUUUAUUUACCUCUGGGAGGCAGCGAGAACUCUUAGGGAUGAUGGAAGUAGACCGUAUUUUGGUUGUGAGGAUAGUUGUAGGGGUGUUCAUUCAUCAGGACUCAAAAAUUGUAUGCUUAAAGUCAGUGUGCUUUGUUAUAUAUAUUGUAUCUCAAUAAAGUUGAUUUGACUUUGAAAGGAAAAUAAACUGGACACAAGUGAUUCCUCCCCUUA